Molecule: messenger RNA, 1318 nt
Organism: Eremomyces bilateralis CBS 781.70
Lineage: Eukaryota; Fungi; Ascomycota; Dothideomycetes; Eremomycetales; Eremomycetaceae
Product: yippee-domain-containing protein
Exons: 1
Coding region: 324-1007 (227 amino acids)
Source: RefSeq, a predicted model, not a curated record
CCAUCCGUAGGAGUCCGGUAUUCGAUUUAUUCCUACUGUAUUCCAAGAUGUCCCCUUUUAACUCUCCAUUCAUAGAUCCCUAUUACCAGUCCUAUCCUUUCAGGACGCAAUAAUAAAUCAUCCUCCCCUGCCAAUCCAGUGCCCCGCGCCAGCAGCACGGUGACCUCAUCAGCUUCAACCAUUCAGCCCCACCAACGUCGUUGUCCCGUUAUCAAUCCCUCGCCGAUAACCGCCACCUAUCGUGAUAUUCUCGCCCUAUCUAUAUCUCCAAACAUUCUUCAUCCUCAAUAAUCCAGGGAAUCAACCCGUGGGCCACAUCCGGCAUGCCCUCCACAUCUCCCCCCAACAUCUUCCCCACCUACCUCCUCUCCCUCCCCUUCCGCCGCCGCUCCUCUACCCCCUCUACUCCCUCUCUCAGCACCUCCCCCUCCUCCUCCAACCCCACCCCAUCCUACCUCUCCGGCCACGCCUCCUACCUCCGCUGCUCCCGCUGCCUCACCGAUCUCUGCAGCACUUCCCAGAUCAUCAGCAAAGGUUUCACCGGCCGUCACGGCCGCGCCUACCUCGUCGCGCCCCCGGCCUCCAGCCUCCAAGCCAUCGACCCCUCCGCGUCGCCGAACCAGGUCAAGAACUCGGGGAAUUUGCUGAACACCUUCGCGCACAAGGCGAUGCCCCGGCAGCUGGUCACCGGCGCUCACACUGUCUGCGACAUCUCGUGCACACUGUGCGGUGCGGUGUUGGGGUGGAAGUAUAUUGCGGCGGAGGACGAGGCGCAGAGGUAUAAAGUGGGGAAGUUCAUUUUGGAGACAAGCAGGGUGUGUAAGUCGGUGUGUUGGGAGGGGGAAGGGGAGGGGAUGGUGGUGGAGGAGGGGUACCGGAAGAGUGAGGAGGAGUUCGAGUUCGACAGUCAGGAUGAGGAUGAGUGUGAGGAUUUGUUUUCGGGGGUGUGGAGUCCGGCGUUGGCGAAGAGGCGGAGGAGGGCGAGGUUGGGGAGGGUGAAAGAAUGACGGAAUGAAUGAAAUUGCGAUCGAUCGAGUUUGAAGGCUACGCAGAUUCUUUCAUGGGAGGGCUACCAUCACCCUAGACAGCUGCUUAUCAGGAAUUGGCGUUGGACGGAUUUUCUCUUUCCUUUUUCUUUGGUCACACACGGCGAAUGGGACCUGGCUUUAUUCGGGGUAUACCCAGGGGGAACGAAGGCAUGAGAUACCCUACUUCUGAGGAGCAAUGAUGGUUAGGACUACUGGCACCUAAUAAUAUAUUAAUAACCAAGACUACUCAUAGUAAUGUAGCAUCGAAUAAUGGCAUUUUAUUUAAUCCA